GUCAUUGUUUGUUUGUUCCUCUUUCACGUCAAAACGAAGCACGGGUCUAUCCGUUUUUUUUUUUUUAAAUACUUUGCUUAGCGUUUGUAAAGUACAAGAAAACCUUUGAUUUCAGUCUAUCCAAUGGUCCCAAAUAGAUUACCGGUACAUCGAAGUGUUGAAGUGUUUGUUUAAAAAGGCUACGAAGUCAGUCCGAUUACAGAACCGGACUUCGGAACUCAUCCUUCUGCAGAGUAGCGUGAGGCUAAGAAUUGUUUUUUUCUUUUAUUGCCUUUGCAGACAGAUGAGCAUACGGCCCACCUGAUGGUCAGUGGUUACCGUCGCACAUGGACUUCAGCAAUGCCAGGGGUAGAGCCAAGCCGCUGCCUACCGCUAACCUACCGUUAUUUCCCCGAAACGGCUUACCGCUGGUUUGGAGACGUUUUUAAGGUUCUGGAAUGGAAAUGACAAGGCUUCAACAUCAGCGGCGAGUACAUACUUCACUUUCGACUUGCUGACGUUAUUGUGAUUAUAGCCUAAACCUUGUCGGACCUCAGUACAAUGGCUCAAUAGUCUAGAGCUUCUAACCGAGUGAGCGUGAAUAUGAACAUGGAAAAACGAAAAUUACGAUGAAUGUCCAUGUAGCGGCCAUUCCAGUAAAGAUCGGAAGAUCUAUGCUCGAAGUUAUUAACGAGUAUAUUUACCUGAGACCUACGGUCCAGCCAGGUAGGUCUAACUUUGAAAAAGGGGUCGAUCACCGAACCAAGUUGGAUGGGCAGCGUUCGAAAAACUACCUACGUAGAAUUUUCUCCUCACAAAUUCUCAAGUUAACCACAGUUUCUCAAGAUAAGAGGUGACAGACAAGACAGGGUGGUGAUAUCUACCCGUGCAGACUCACAAGACGUCUUAUCACCGAUAAAAUAUUUCGUUUAAAGUAUUGUUUUAAAUGAGAUACAUAUGUAAAUCAUUAAAAAUAAAAAUAUUUUAUUUGCUGAAUAUUAUAAAUGAAUUGAGAUGCGUCUCGCGAAAUGUAAAGUUUAAUUUUAUUUACAACAAAUGGACCGUGUCACCUUAUCUUGUUUUCAUUAUACAAAAAUAUCGUAAGUCAAAAGAAGAGAAUCCAAUGAUAACAGUUAUCGACCUCGUACAGAGCAUUACUUAGGUACAAGUAUAUAAAGAAGCAAUUAUUCAGAUUGUGUUUAGUGCUUUUCUUAACGUUGUGAGAAUAACAAACAAUGAAGCUGAUAAUUUUGAUAACUAUAAUUGCUUUCGUUCACGGAAACCAAGAAGUGGAAGUACUAAAAGAUAAUGUGCACAAUCCAUCCCAACUCGUAGUCGACUACCAAACCAGCACACUGUUCUUCAGUCACUCUUCUUUGUUCGAAGGGAAAACAGUUCUUAAAUCCGUUUACUUGAAUCUUAACACUAAAGAGUUCGGAGAAAUUUCUGGCAUCAAUUCGGGUAUAGCUACUGCAUAUGAUAGAAGCAAACACGUUGUGUACCUCGGUGGACAGGAUGGGAUAUAUACAUUUGAUUACACAACGAAAUCUGCAAAGAAUUUGCGUGUGACAAGUUACAGCAUCUGGCAAAUGUUCCAUUGUCCCGUCCACGGCCUCUACUUCACGACUUUCAAUCCUGACGAAAAAGCGUUUGUCUAUUCUUACGGUCAAGUAGGACCUGUACCUGAACUCACCGACAUCAAAACAAGAUUGAUUGCUGUCGGCCAAAAACACGAUAUAUAUUUUGCUAACUCCGCUGGUAUAUUUGUACUGAAAACUAUCGAUGGAGUCUUGUAUAAAAUACAUUUAGAAACUUUUAUUGUUAAUGGAUUCGCAAGUGACAUUAAUGGUAAAUUAUACUUUUCAACUCCGAAUGAUAUUUUUUACAUAAAUGAAGAUGCAGGCACAUUGGAUCGAGUCAUCAGGGUGCAAGAAGGUGAAUCUAUUUGGGGUGUAGCUUUUGCCGCGGACGGUAGCAUGAUUUACGCUUUAGAUGACAAAAUAGUGAUGAAGAAAAAAGACUAAAAUUAAUUAAAUUAAUGUAUUUUAAAGUUCUAAUUGGUUUUGGAAAAAACAGUUUUCGCAAAUAAAUAAUUUCUGUCA
This is a messenger RNA of Bombyx mori (domestic silkworm), 2081 nucleotides long. Its product is annotated as ommochrome-binding protein. NCBI's taxonomy places the organism in Eukaryota, Metazoa, Arthropoda, Insecta, Lepidoptera, Bombycidae. Gene Ontology annotation, molecular function: protein binding. The record is from RefSeq and is a predicted model, not a curated record. The transcript has 2 exons. The coding region runs from base 1215 to 2003 and encodes 262 amino acids.